AUGGAUAUUACCCUUCCUGUACUUGAAUCGAUUAUUGAGUUCACGGUGACCGCCAUAGCAGUCAUAUCCCUCAUCGUCACCAUCGGCGGGGUCUGGGCCGAGGUCGUCGAGGCCUUCGUCAGCAACUCCGACAACUUCAUCCGCCGCGGCCGCCAACUACAAAGUCGCCUUCACCUACCGCGGCGGCUAUGCCUUUUCGCCGACUCGUACCCGGGUAUGUCGGAGGACACUGUCCGCUUCAUCGGCGCGGCCGCCCUACCCGUAGGCUUGAUGCUCGUUGCCAUCAUCGUAUGGGGCAUUUCCUUGGGUGCGAGACACGAGGAGCCGGAUAGAUGGUUCUGGUAUCUGGUCGCGUUGUUCGUGGGGUGUCUGGUUUGCCCCUGGGCGCUGAUGCUGGCGGCGCGUAGCCGAGAGGCGAGGAUGGGCAGGGAGGCGGCGGAGGAUGGUGGCGAGGCGGGGUAUGCUUCGGCGCCGCGGGUGAUGGAUGACCCUUAG
Colletotrichum chrysophilum is the source of this 495-nucleotide messenger RNA. RefSeq lists its product as uncharacterized. The transcript has a single exon. Lineage: Eukaryota; Fungi; Ascomycota; Sordariomycetes; Glomerellales; Glomerellaceae. The record is from RefSeq and is a predicted model, not a curated record. The coding region runs from base 1 to 495 and encodes 164 amino acids.